UGAAAUUCGUAGUGGGUCUUGGCCAUAAUUACCCCGGAAGAGAAGCGCUUCCUGGAAAUGGUAGUUGGAUUAAAAGAACCAUUCCCAAGAGCCCCCAUGUUCCGAUCAGAGAAGCAAAUUCAUAAACCAGUCGAAAUUGAAGAACAAAAAACAGGUUGUAUUGUAUAGAUUUUUGUUCUAAAUUAUUUUAUUACAUCGUUCCCUCUACUCCAUGUCGAAGAAAUCCAAAAAAAGAGUUAGAAAAUUUUGAAGUUUGACCUGAUGCUGUGAUCCGCGAAAUGCAAUCCAGAUCUCUAAAACCGAUACUUAAUUGAAAUCCGGGAUUGGAUUGAGCCAAAAUGAGGGAGUUCUUGGUGUUUGUGGCGAUUUUUUUGGCGGGGUUUGUUGCUGGCGAUGGGCGGAGUAAUAGCUCCGGCGUGGCGGCGUCGUGGCGGAUUCAUACUCUGUUCUCGGUGGAGUGUCAGGAUUACUUUGAUUGGCAAACUGUUGGGUUGAUGAAUAGCUUCAGGAAGUCGAAGCAACCGGGGCCGAUCACCCGGUUGCUUAGUUGCACAGAUGAGGAGAAGAAGGAUUAUAAGGGGAUGGAUUUGGCUCCAACUUUUGAGGUUCCAUCCAUGAGUAGGCACCCCAAAACAGGGGAUUGGUAUCCUGCAAUAAAUAAGCCUGCAGGGGUUGUCCAUUGGCUUAAACACAGUAAAGAAGCAGAGAAUGUUGAUUGGGUUGUGAUUUUGGAUGCAGACAUGAUCAUAAGAGGCCCCAUAAUACCAUGGCAGCUUGGUGCUGAAAAGGGCAGACCUGUUGCAGCAUAUUAUGGAUACUUGGUUGGAUGUGACAACAUUCUUGCUAAAUUGCACACGAAGCACCCCGAACUCUGUGACAAAGUCGGUGGCUUGUUAGCAAUGCAUAUAGAUGAUCUUCGAGUGUUCGCACCGAUGUGGCUUUCGAAGACGGAGGAAGUACGUGAAGAUAGAGAUCACUGGGCGACCAACAUAACGGGGGAUAUUUAUGGGAAAGGGUGGAUAAGUGAGAUGUACGGUUACUCGUUUGCAGCAGCGGAAGUUGGUCUCCGCCACAAAAUUAAUGAUAAUUUGAUGAUAUACCCGGGUUAUAUUCCUCGUCCCGGUGUUGAGCCUAUACUUCUUCACUAUGGGUUGCCAUUUAGUGUGGGAAAUUGGUCGUUUAAUAAAUUAAAUCACCAUGAAGAUGGUAUCGUCUAUGACUGUAACCGGCUUUUCCCCGAACCUCCUUAUCCUCGAGAGGUACAACAAAUGGAAUCCGAUUCAAAUAAGAAGCGAGGGCUACUUAUAAAUAUAGAGUGUAUGAACGUGUUGAACGAGGGCUUGCUGUUGCAACAUAAACGAAACGGAUGCCCGAAGCCACAAUGGUCAAAAUAUUUAAGCUUUUUAAAGAGUAAAAUUUUUACAGAUCUAACUAAACCGAAGUAUCCAACCCCUGCUACCUUGGUAAUGAGGGAAGAUCAUGUUCAGAAACAACCGGUUAAAAAAGAACAUGUUCCGAAACGACGAGCGAAGAAAGAACAUGUUCCAAAACCACCGGUGAAGGAAGAUCUUGUUCAGAAACAACCCGAGCUCGAUGAACUGCAGGAACCAUAUCCAAAGAUCCACACCCUUUUCUCGACCGAGUGCUCUACUUAUUUCGAUUGGCAAACUGUAGGCCUUAUGCAUAGUUUCCGCAUGAGUGGCCAACCUGGAAACAUUACUCGACUUCUCAGCUGUACCAACGAGGACUUGAAGGAAUACAAAGGUCACAAUCUGGCUCCGACCCAUUACGUUCCUUCCAUGAGCCGACAUCCAUUAACAGGCGACUGGUAUCCGGCGAUAAACAAGCCAGCUGCAGUGCUUCAUUGGCUCAAUCAUGUCGACACCGAUGCCGAAUUCAUAGUAAUUCUUGAUGCUGAUAUGAUUAUGAGAGGAUCUAUUACGCCGUGGGAGUUCAAAGCAGCUCGGGGACGUCCUGUUUCGACUCCCUACGAUUACCUCAUUGGCUGUGACAAUGUGCUUGCCAAACUCCAUACAAGCCAUCCUGAAGCUUGUGACAAGGUUGGUGGUGUUAUUAUCAUGCACAUUGAUGAUCUCAGGAAAUUUGCCUUGCUAUGGCUGCAUAAAACCGAGGAGGUCCGAGCGGACCGAGCUCAUUAUGCAACAAAUAUCACGGGAGAUAUAUACCAAUCUGGCUGGAUCAGUGAAAUGUAUGGCUACUCGUUCGGUGCUGCCGAGUUGCAAUUACAUCAUAUUCGGAGCUCGGAAAUACUGUUAUACCCGGGAUACGCUCCUGAUCCCGGAGUUCAUUACAGAGUUUUUCACUAUGGACUUGAAUUUAAAGUUGGGAAUUGGAGCUUUGACAAAGCAAAUUGGAGGGAAACUGAUAUGAUCAACAAAUGUUGGGCCAAAUUUCCAUCCCCACCAGAUCCUUCCACACUUGAUCAAACUGACAAGGAUUCAUUUGCAAGGGACUUGCUCAGCAUAGAGUGUAUAAGAACACUCAAUGAAGCUCUCAAUCUGCAUCACAUGAAGAUGAACUGCCCGGAUCCUAGCUCGUCGACCAACUUGAACUCGGGAGAUGAAAGCGGAGCUGUGGUUUCGAGGAAACUCGGAAAGCUUGACGAUAUCGGAAAAGGCGACACUUUGUCAACAGAGAAUUCUCGGGAAUCGUCGGAGGAGGCGAAAGAGGACGGGAUGUUUAGUUCUCUGAGGAUGUGGAUUAUUGCUCUGUGGGCGAUAUCUGGUUUCAUGUUCAUGGUAAUGAUCGUGUCGAGGUUUUCAGGUCGGAAAGGGAAGGGGGUGAAGGAAAAACAUCAUAAGAACAAGAGGAGAACUGCUUCCUAUAUGAGUUUCGUGGAUCGGAACAGGCAGCAGAAGUAUGCUCGAGAUCUCGAUGCCUCCUUGUAACAUUUUCUUACAAAGUGAAUUCAGAAGUUCGUUGUAAACAUAAACCACAGUGGCAGUAGAACACAACUCCUCUCGAGCUGGACGUCGCGGGUUCUUGAUUUCGGAUGUUCGUGUCCAGUUAAGUUCCAUUGAUUUUUCAAGAGUUGAACG
Cucurbita maxima (winter squash) is the source of this 3059-nucleotide messenger RNA. RefSeq names its product peptidyl serine alpha-galactosyltransferase-like. The record is from RefSeq and is a predicted model, not a curated record. The transcript is spliced from 8 exons. Gene Ontology annotation, molecular function: glycosyltransferase activity. NCBI's taxonomy places the organism in Eukaryota, Viridiplantae, Streptophyta, Magnoliopsida, Cucurbitales, Cucurbitaceae. The coding region runs from base 339 to 2909 and encodes 856 amino acids.